Messenger RNA from Vitis vinifera (wine grape), 1938 nucleotides. RefSeq names its product rust resistance kinase Lr10-like. The transcript is spliced from 3 exons. Gene Ontology annotation, molecular function: protein kinase activity; ATP binding; polysaccharide binding. NCBI's taxonomy places the organism in Eukaryota, Viridiplantae, Streptophyta, Magnoliopsida, Vitales, Vitaceae. Gene Ontology annotation, biological process: protein phosphorylation. Bases 1 to 1938 code for a protein of 645 amino acids. The record is from RefSeq and is a predicted model, not a curated record.
AUGAGUAGUUCAUCAAAGAUGGUCCUGAUCUCUUUAUUUCUGUUUUUCUCUGUAACAAUUUUUGCAAAGAUUGGAGUGAGCCAAGUUGGCUGCCAGGUACGAAGUAGGUGCAGCGAGCAGGGUCCACUGAUCCGGUUCCCGUUCUGGCUCAAAGACCAGCCACACAGCUGUGGGUAUCCCAGUUUUGAGCUUGCUUGCGUGGAGAAGAAGCAGACCGUGCUAACCAUGCUAGAGCUUCCAAAUUCAGUAAAGCUUUUGGUGAUGAAAUUUCUUUAUCAGUCUCUUUUCAUCUUCAGUGGGAUUGGAGCGAGCCAAGAUGACUGCCAGGUACGAAGUAGUUGCAGCGAGCAGGGUCCACUGGUCCAGUUCCCAUUCAGGCUCAAAGACCAGCCACACAGCUGUGGGUAUCCCGGCUUUGAGCUUGCUUGCGUACAGAAGAAGCAGACCAUGCUAACCAUGCUAGAGCUGCCAAAUUCAGUAAAGCUUAUGGUGAAGAAGAUCAAUUACAAAUCUCAGGAAAUUGUAGUCCAAGACCCGGAUAAUUGCCUUUCAAGACAGCUUCUGAACCUCAAUCCAAAUGCUUCUCUCUUCCGUUUCAAAUUGGAAAAUAACUUUCCCCGAAAAGACAAGGAAGUGGUACAAGACUUCACCAUCUUCAACUGUUCCUCACCUAAGGAAGAAUCAGAUUAUUUUCAGCCCAUCCGUUGUGCCGUCGGGAACUCAGUUUAUGCUGUUCCCUCCUCCUCUAAUCUCCAUUCUUUGGAUCUAUUCUCUUGCCAUGGGAUUUACAGGGCUUAUCUCCCGUAUGAAAUACUUGUUGGGGAAAGUGAUUUUACGAUGACUUGGGAAAAAUCUAUAUGUGAAAACUGUGGGGCACAAGGUAUAAUCUUCGGAUUCUUUAUUCUGAUGCUUGUGCUGGUUGCAGUCUACCAUGUGUAUCGCAGAAAUAAAUCCAAAAAGGAGAAUCAAAUAAAGAUUGAAUCAUUUUUAGAGGAUUACAAGGCUCUCAAGCCCUCAAGAUAUAGUUAUGUGGAUAUUAAGAAGAUUACAAAUAAAUUUAAGGAGAAGCUUGGUGAAGGAGGUUAUGGGACGGUCUACAAAGGAAAACUUUCCAAUGAUAUUCUUGUUGCAGUUAAGGUUCUUAACAAUUCCAAGGGAAAUGGGGAAGAGUUCAUUAAUGAAGUGGGAACAAUGGGUAGAAUCCACCAUAUUAAUGUGGUUCGCUUGGUUGGAUUUUGUGCCGAUGGAUCUAUACGAGCUCUUAUUUAUGAGUUCUUACCAAAUGAGUCUUUAGAGAAGUUCAUAUUUUCAGUUGCUGGGGAGAAUCAUUCACUUGGUUGGGAGAAACUUCAACAUAUUGCUAUAGGUAUAGCCAAAGGAAUUGAGUAUCUUCACCAAGGUUGUGAUCAAAGAAUCCUCCAUUUCGAUAUCAAACCUCAUAAUAUUUUACUAGAUCACAAUUUUAAUCCAAAAAUCUCUGACUUUGGUCUAGCAAAAUUAUGUUCGAAGGAAGAAAGUGUUGUUUCUAUGACCGUAGCUAGGGGUACUAUUGGCUAUAUUGCACCAGAAGUGUUGUCUCGAAAUUUUGGGAAUGCAUCUCAUAAAUCAGAUGUUUAUAGUUUUGGAAUGCUAUUACUUGAAAUGGUAGGAGGAAGAAAGAAUAUUGAUGCUACAGUUGAGAACACCGGUCAAGUAUACUUCCCAGAGUGGGUUUAUUGUCAUUUGAAUCAAGGGAAAGAGUUGAAUAUUCGAGCUGAGAAAGGGGGAGACACAAAAAUAGCAAAGAAACUAACAAUUGUGGGACUUUGGUGCAUUCAAUGGUAUCCAAUAGAUCGUCCUUCGAUGAAAGUAGCAGUUCAAAUGUUGGAAGGAGAGGGAGAUAAUUUAACCAUGCCUCCCAAUCCUUUUGCCUCUUGGGUCCAACAAGAACAAAUAUGA